AUGCUUACUUUCGCUGAUAGGCUUAACGCCCAGGUUGCCGAUUCUGCAGUCGGACGAUGGUUUCGCUUGGAGGGCUCUGGCCAUGCCCGUGAGCGCGAAGGUUCACGUUUUAUGACCGACAUUCGUGCAGGUAUAACGACCUGGGCGGCCAUGGCGUACAUCAUUUCUGUCAAUGCUUCAAUCGUAUCUGACUCUGGCGGAACUUGCGUCUGUGAAGCCGCCAAUAACUGCGCCACUGAUCCGACAUAUCUCCAAUGUGUCCAAGAGGUGAAACAAGAUCUCAUCACUUCCACAGCAGCCAUGUCCGCUCUCGCAUCAGUUUUAAUGGGUGCCCUUGCGAAUUUGCCUGUCGGUAUGGCUCCAGGGAUGGGACUUAAUGCCUAUUUCACAUACUCUGUCGUUGGUUAUCACGGCAGCGGGUUUAUCACUUACCGAGAAGCACUCUCUGCUGUCUUCUUGGAAGGAUGGAUAUUCUUCAUCUUGUCCCUUCUAGGCUUACGUCAAUGGCUUGCUCGCAUCAUGCCACAAUCCCUUGUCCUUGCUGUAGGUGCUGGUAUCGGAUUGUACAUUGCGUUCAUUGGACUAACAUCUGGCGGCUUGAACGUGAUUGGAGGCGACCCGACCAACUUGGUCGGCCUUGGUGGCUGUCUCGAGUCAGAUUGGUUGGAAGGUCUACCAUAUUACUGUGGUACUAAAGUUCUACAGAGUCCUACCGUAUGGCUUGGUGUCUUUACCGGCGGUAUCCUCACGAUCUUAUUGAUGCUUUAUCGUGUCAAGGGAUCUCUCCUAAUCGGUAUCUUCAUCACUUCCAUUAUCUCUUGGCCGCGAAACACCUCUGUCACAUAUUUCCCACACGACGCCGCUGGUGAUCAGCUGUUCGACUUUUUCAAGCAGGUUGUUACUUGGCAUCCCUUGCAACACAUCGGUAAUGCACUAGAUUAUCACUAUAGUAAUGGAAAGGUGUGGUAUGCACUUAUAACCUUCCUUUAUGUGGAUAUCUUGGAUACCACCGGUACUCUUUACUCUAUGGUUAAAUUUGCUGGUCUUCGUGAUCCCGUCACCCUUGAUUUUGAAAACUCUACCAUCGCAUACUGUGUCGAUGCCUUCUCUAUCUCCAUGGGUGCACUCGCGGGCACAAGUCCCGUCACGGCAUUUAUUGAGAGUGCCACUGGUAUUGCUGAGGGUGGCAAGACUGGUAUCACUGCAAUCGUCACUGGACUCCUCUUCUUUGUCUCCGUCUUCUUCGCGCCCAUCUUUGCUUCCAUUCCACCCUGGGCUACUGGUGGCGCGCUCGUCGUUGUCGGCUCGCUCAUGAUCCGCAAUGUUCGUGACAUUAACUGGGACUAUGUCGGCGAUGCUGUCCCUGCUUUCCUCACCAUCCUAUUUAUCCCUCUGUCAUACAACAUUGCGUAUGGUGUCAUUGUCGGCAUAUUCUCCUAUGUCCUUAUCAACGGCUUCGUAUGGAUCGUCGCCAAGAUCUCCAACAAUGCAAUCAUGCCACCCAACUAUGACGCAUCCGAGCCCUGGGUCAUCCCUCCCGGCGGCAUCGUGCCCACCUGGAUCAAGAUCUUGCUUAACCGCAACACCCGUGUCGUCGAUGAGGCGCCCUCAGAAUACGCAUUCCAGGUGCGCCAACGCCACUCGAACAUCUCAGUCGACACGACAUCGCAAGACAACCCUGUGACGCCCAGGAAGUUGACCUUCUCGUAUGAAAAGUAA
This is a messenger RNA of Suillus subalutaceus, 1719 nucleotides long. RefSeq names its product permease family-domain-containing protein. The transcript has 15 exons. The record is from RefSeq and is a predicted model, not a curated record. Gene Ontology annotation, cellular component: plasma membrane. Gene Ontology annotation, molecular function: purine nucleobase transmembrane transporter activity. The coding region runs from base 1 to 1719 and encodes 572 amino acids. NCBI's taxonomy places the organism in Eukaryota, Fungi, Basidiomycota, Agaricomycetes, Boletales, Suillaceae. Gene Ontology annotation, biological process: transmembrane transport.